This is a messenger RNA of Dissoconium aciculare CBS 342.82, 516 nucleotides long. RefSeq names its product cyanate hydratase. Bases 1 to 516 code for a protein of 171 amino acids. The record is from RefSeq and is a predicted model, not a curated record. The transcript has 3 exons. Gene Ontology annotation, molecular function: DNA binding; cyanate hydratase activity. Lineage: Eukaryota; Fungi; Ascomycota; Dothideomycetes; Mycosphaerellales; Dissoconiaceae.
AUGGCAGCCACAGGGUCAGGCACGUCUAGUGGACACCCGAUCACUGUUCUGACACAAGAUCUGGUUCACAAGUUGCCUUCGCAGAGUCCCCUCCUGUUUGCUCAAAAGAAAGCCAAGAACCUUUCCUUCGAGACCAUCAGCCAGGUUCUUGGUCGCGAUGAGGUAGCCGUUGCUGCCAUCUUCUACGGUCAAGGGCGAGCUAGUGAUGAAGACGUUGCAAAACUGGCCCAACUCCUAGACAUCCCAGAAGAGAAGCUUCGCGAGACCGAGAUCACCGGAAUUCCGGAUCGAGGCCGAUCGAUGGAGAUGCCACCUCGAGAGCCACUGAUGUACCGACUGUACGAGAUUGUACAAAACUACGGUUAUGCGUACAAGGCGGUCAUCAACGAAAAGUUCGGCGACGGAAUCAUGAGCGCCAUCUCAUACUCGACCAAGGUGGAGAAAGAGACGGAUGAGAAGGGCGAGUGGGUAAAGAUCACACUCCGCGGGAAAUGGCUACCUUACACUCGCUUCUAA